AUGCCCGCAAAGUCGCGAUUCACGAGGCUAGAUGCCUUCGCCAAGACCGUUGAAGAUGCCCGCAUUCGCACGAACUCUGGAGGUGUCAUUACAAUUGCUUCGCUAUUAAUUGUUAUGUGGCUGGUAUGGGGUGAAUGGGCCGACUACCGACGAGUUGUGGUGCAGCCGGAGCUUGUCGUUGAUAAAUCGCGAGGAGAGCGAAUGGAGAUUCACUUGAACAUGACCUUCCCUCGGCUGCCAUGUGAGCUCUUGACAUUGGAUGUGAUGGAUGUCUCUGGUGAACAGCAGGUCGGCGUUGCCCAUGGCGUGAACAAAGUCCGCCUGAGCCCACACAAUGAAGGCGGUAAGGUGAUUGAUGUCCAGGCUUUGGACCUACACUCCCCUUCAGAAGCUGCGAAGCAUCUGGCUCCCGACUACUGCGGUGAAUGCGGUGGAGCAACACCUCCUGCCAAUGUUAUCAAACCGGGAUGCUGUACUACUUGUGAGGAAGUGCGCGAAGCCUAUGCCGAGAAGCAAUGGGCCUUCGGCGACGGCAGCAAUAUUGAGCAAUGCAAGCGCGAAGGAUAUGCCGAGAAACUUGCUGAGCAGCGCCGCGAGGGAUGCCGCAUCGAGGGUGUGCUGAAGGUCAACAAGGUGGUAGGCAACUUCCACAUUGCACCAGGCCGCAGCUUCACCACCGGCAACAUGCACGUCCAUGAUCUGGACGCCUAUAUCGUGCCUAACGCGGGCCCGGCGGACCAGCACACGAUGUCCCACUUGGUCCACGAGCUUCGCUUCGGGCCCCAGCUUCCCACCGAACUCGCAGGCCGCUGGGGUUGGACCGACCACCACCACACCAACCCGCUCGACGAUACCAAGCAGGAGACCGACGAACCAGCCUACAACUUCAUGUACUUUGUCAAGGUUGUCUCAACAUCCUACUUGCCUCUAGGCUGGGAUCCUCAGUUCUCGACCUCCAUCCACAACGCCUACGACAAGGCGCCUCUUGGCUCCCACGGCCUCGCCUACGGUGCUCAGGGUAGUAUCGAGGCUCACCAGUACUCGGUCACCUCUCACAAGCGUCCUCUUUCCGGUGGAAACGAUGCUGCGGAGGGCCACAAAGAGCGCGUGCAUGCCGGUGGCGGUAUUCCGGGUGUCUUCUUCAACUACGAUAUCUCCCCUAUGAAGGUUGUCAACCGUGAAGCUCGCCCGAAGUCUUUCACCAACUUCCUUACUGGUGUCUGUGCUAUCAUUGGUGGUACUCUGACUGUUGCUGCUGCUUUGGAUCGCGGUCUCUAUGAAGGCGCUAUGCGCGUCAAGAAGCUGCACUCGAGCUAG
Molecule: messenger RNA, 1317 nt
Organism: Penicillium egyptiacum
Lineage: Eukaryota; Fungi; Ascomycota; Eurotiomycetes; Eurotiales; Aspergillaceae
Source: the annotation of a GenBank genome assembly